UGUUUAAAAAGGAGGAGGGCUCACUUGUCAAGAAUGCCUUAGAAGAGUUGUGAAAACAGCCAGCCCGAGGAGGGGAGUCAUGCAGUUGCGGAUGCAGCUCUCCCGCCGAGCCACAAGCCAGUCAGGGAGAAGAGAGGGUGUGUGAGAGCAAGAUAGAGGGAGAGUGUGUGAGAGUGUGUCAGGACCAGAGGCUACAAAGGACGUCACACACACUCCCAGAGAGAAAGGGAAACACGCCGUCACAGGAAGGCUUCUAUCCUCACGCGUUUUGGGGGGACUGUGGAAGAGUCAACAGCCUCUGACAGAAGUGAGUAUUCCUGAGGUGGAUGCAGUGAGACGAUGAUGUGCAUUUAGUCAGCUGCAGUGGAUGACAGAUUUCCAGACCUAACUGACUUUCUGAGGGGGGUUUCCAGCUCCUCUGCAAGGAAAAGACUCGUAAUCAGACAUUAAUCAAGAUUGUGUGAAGUGUUUUUACUCACCAUGGAUCAGCCAGCCAGCAGCUGCAUGCGGAGCGCCCACCCCAGCAGCCCGAUCUGGGGCUGCAUGAGGAACCCUCACUCAGGGGUCCCGGGAGCCAACCUGCAAUCGCCCUACCAGCAGGCCCCGUUCUCCCUCCACCAGAAACCCGACUUCCUGGCCUACACAGACUUCUCCAGCUCCUGCCUGGUGCCGACCGCGCCACACGCAGCCUUCCCCCGCGACGACAGACUGUACCAAGAGAGCCAGGGGGGUUACCAGAGAGCCGACUGGCAGUUCAACCCCUGUGAGACGCGGGUGAGAGCGCCUGAGGCCUGCCCGCCUGUCGUUGCCCCUGUAGCGGUAGGCGGUGGCGCAGGGCCUGAGCUGGACAGUGUAGGGGGAGACAGGCUUCCAGGGGCCGUGCCAGGGUGCCUGGAGGGAGAAUACUCACCUCAGAGCGUGGCGUCGGCCGACUCGGACAAGAAGAGCUCCAAUAAGAGGAAGAGAGAUGUCACAGAUAUCCAGGAGUCCAGUUUUAAGGUGGACUCCAGCUGUAAGGCCCGGAAAGAGCGCACAGCGUUCACCAAGGAGCAGCUGAGGGAGCUGGAGGCUGAGUUCACCCACCACAACUACCUGACCAGGCUCCGCCGCUACGAGAUCGCCGUCAACCUGGACCUCACAGAGAGACAGGUGAAAGUUUGGUUCCAGAACAGGAGGAUGAAGUGGAAGAGAGUGAAGGGAGGACAGUCGUCUUCACCCAACGACCUGGAAAAUGACGACAUAGAUUCGGCUGCCUCGCCCAGCUCUGAAUGAACAGAAGGCGGCUGGCAUAUGAAAAGAGAGACUGGGAGUCGACUGGACGCCGACGCAGCACAAUGCAACCUUCAUUUCUCUGGAAAGCUGCAGGAAUCAAACAAGACUCUUUUUAAUCAGCGAGCAUCUCCUAUGUUGUUGUAAAUAGUUGAUUUACGUCCACCAUGAACUGCAUUUUGAUCUUGAUAAGUACUCUGGUCCAGAGGCCGCCUCUUGUUGCAUUAAAUAUUAGAGAUGAUUCUUAUGGUCACUGGAUUUCAGUGACAGAGUCCAGACAGAAGCUCUGAGGCCAGUGAUGACAUAUCAGACCGUGAUGUGAUUGUGUUUGAGAGCAUCCCCGUUGGUUCCAGUAUUGUAAUCAUGGCCUUUGACGCUUGACUACAACCACCUGGGAAAACUCAGACGGCACAAGUGUUGCCAAGCCAUAAGUGCCUCCGAAUCAGAUGAUUUUUUUUUUCAUUUUGUCAGUUUCUUUUUCCUAGAAUAUAGUUUUGUUUUGUUUUUUUUAAUCUGUCAAGCUUUUUUUUUUUACUAUUCUUUUUUAUACACGUUGGAUGUUAUUGAUAAAACACAGAUGUUGCCUGUUUCUGCAAAUAGAAUAAAUCAUCUGCUGCAAAAUGGGAAAAAAUAUCUUGAUAAUUUCUUCCACCCGCAACAAAUGAGUUAUGAUUGGACGGUAGGAACUGUGUCUGUAUUCUUGGCCGAUGGUUUCAUCACGUGUCGCUCCUUUGGUCAGACAAUACAAUGGUUCAGAAAAUGACUGAGGAGAAGUUUUCUCCCAUUUGUUUCUGAUGUUGGCAGCUGACAUCAUAGGCAAUAAUUUGUGUGAGUGUGUUUGUGUACGUGCAUGUCAGUAUUUCUGUCAGGUUCCAGAGAUAUGCCUUCCAUAUCCCACGUUUUUUAGAGUAUUCUGACAAGGGCUGCAAGUAAUGGUUAUUUUCAUUUUUGAAUAAUCUGUUGAUUAAUACCUCAAUUAAUAAAUUAGUUGUUUGGUUGAUAAAAUGUAAAAACAAAAUGUUGAAAAAUGUCAGUGUUUUCCAAUGCUCAAUAUGACGUCCUCAAAUCUCUUGUUUAGUUCACAUCCUAAAGAUAUUCAGUUUACUGUUA
Molecule: messenger RNA, 2379 nt
Organism: Epinephelus lanceolatus (giant grouper)
Lineage: Eukaryota; Metazoa; Chordata; Actinopteri; Perciformes; Serranidae
Gene: meox1
Product: mesenchyme homeobox 1
Biological process (GO): positive regulation of transcription by RNA polymerase II; somite development
Cellular component (GO): nucleus
Molecular function (GO): RNA polymerase II cis-regulatory region sequence-specific DNA binding; DNA-binding transcription factor activity, RNA polymerase II-specific
Source: RefSeq, a predicted model, not a curated record